Penicillium paradoxum is the source of this 1182-nucleotide messenger RNA. Its product is annotated as replication factor C subunit 3. The record is from RefSeq and is a predicted model, not a curated record. Lineage: Eukaryota; Fungi; Ascomycota; Eurotiomycetes; Eurotiales; Aspergillaceae. Gene Ontology annotation, cellular component: Rad17 RFC-like complex; nucleus; Elg1 RFC-like complex. Gene Ontology annotation, biological process: DNA-templated DNA replication; DNA repair. The coding region runs from base 1 to 1182 and encodes 393 amino acids. Gene Ontology annotation, molecular function: DNA binding; DNA clamp loader activity; ATP hydrolysis activity. The transcript has 5 exons.
AUGUCCGACUACGAGGAUGAAAUGGAUGUGGAUGUGCCCCAAGACGUCCAGUUCAGCUCUGACAACGCCAGUGGAAAAAAGAGAACUGUCGCCGAUUUACCAGUCGAAGCUCAAGAUAAUCUGCCAUGGGUCGAGAAAUACCGACCAAAGAGCCUAGAUGAUGUGUCCGGCCAUCAAGACAUUCUCGCGACUAUCAACCGCUUCGUGGAGACAAAUCGACUGCCCCAUCUUCUCCUCUACGGCCCCCCAGGAACCGGAAAGACCUCCACUAUCCUGGCCCUCGCGCGGCGGAUUUAUGGCACCAAGAACAUGCGACAAAUGGUGUUGGAGCUGAAUGCAAGUGAUGAUCGUGGCAUUGAUGUGGUUCGAGAACAAAUCAAAACUUUUGCAAGCACGAAACAGAUCUUCAAUAUGGCUCCUCAGGCCGCCGGCGGCUCCUCUUUGGCAGGGUUUAAGCUUAUCAUUCUAGACGAGGCCGAUGCCAUGACCGCAACCGCACAGAUGGCUCUUCGUCGCAUUAUGGAGCGGUACACAGCCAAUACCCGAUUCUGCGUCAUUGCCAACUACACACAUAAGUUGUCUCCAGCCCUUCUGUCUCGUUGUACACGAUUCCGCUUCAGUCCUCUGAAGGAGGCUGAUAUCCGCUGUCUGGUCGACCAAGUGAUUGAGAAGGAAGGUGUCCGGAUACAGCCCGAGGCAGUUGAUAGUCUAGUGACCCUGAGCAAGGGUGAUAUGAGACGAGCUCUGAAUGUGCUCCAGGCAUGCUUUGCCAGCAGUAUCCCGCUGCCAAUGAGAGAUGCCCCCAAAGCUCCUCGUCCCGAGCCUGAGACUGUCACCAACGCGACGAUUUACGAUUGCAUUGCCGCCCCCCAUCCGUCUGAUAUCCAAGAAAUUAUGACGACCAUUCUCUCCACGAGCGAUGUCACUUCCUGCCUAAGUACUGUGCAAACCCUCAAGUCCACCAAGGGUCUGGCUUUGGCCGACAUCCUCUCUGCGCUGGCCGACCAACUCCAGCAGCUUGAAGUUCCAGCUCAAACACGUAUCACGUGGCUUGAGGGACUGGCCGAAAUUGAAUGGCGACUUGCUGGGGGUGGUUCAGAAGUUAUUCAGACUGGAGGACUUGUCGGUGUGGUGCGAAAUGGGUGCGAGUUAAUGGGCGAUAAAGGUGUCACGGUGGCAUAG